Molecule: messenger RNA, 462 nt
Organism: Echinostoma caproni
Lineage: Eukaryota; Metazoa; Platyhelminthes; Trematoda; Plagiorchiida; Echinostomatidae
Source: the annotation of a GenBank genome assembly
CUGCCCGGUCGGUACGAUUUCUCAUCCGUUGUUGUUGUUGUUGUUGUUGUCCUUCUCUGGUUCCAGCAAGAAGCCAAACGUCGACGAGAACGAGCUGAAGAAGAAUGGCGCGAGUACGAAGAAUUCCGACGUGGUGAGCGUGAGAAGGCUGAGGAAGAAAUUCGUCAACUACGUGAACGCCGAGAACGCCGCAAACUAGAACGUGCGGAAGAGGAGAAACGAUUGGCUGAAUUGAGACAAGUGGAAGAACAGAAACGACGCGCAGAAGAGGAAGAACGACAACGGAAGAAACGCGAAGAGGAACAACGAAAGCGCGAGGAACGUGAACGCAAACGCCAAGAGUGGGAAGAACGCAAGAAUGCUAACCGACCGAAUUUCGUGAUUACCAAGAAAGAAGGUGGUGAGGUAAGCGUUCUCGUCUUUGCGUGCAUUUGGUAUUCUACUCAUUUAUUUCAUCAGUAG